GUCGGCGCCACGUGCGACAGAGUUGGUUCCUCGUCGAGCGAACCAACCGGUUCGGAGUCAUGCAGCUCAUGAGAUGGAGCAUCACGCGCCGCCUCGAGUGCCGGGGGACCAGGCAGGGCACCUGCAGACCCUCCAGGCCCUCCAGGUUCUCCUACCACCGAUUUUCCGGAGAGGAAAAUGACUUUACGUCGGAUGGCGAGGAGAGUGGCGGUGGAGGAGCUGGCGGAGACGAGGCCGUGGACCUCACGGCGUCCAGGUCGACGCAUCAGGGCGACGAGGACGACAAGGAUCAGGAGGACGGUCUGGAGGAGGACGAAGAGGAGGGCGUGGACGAUCAGGACGAGCAAGAGGACGACGAGGAAGGAUCGCGGAAGCAAAUGCAUCACAGACAGGACGCGGAGAACAACAACAAUUUCGUAGAGGGUGGCACCGCCGCCGGCCUGUUCCCACCGGCUGGGACUAGCCACGUCACCCUGGAAGCCCUUCAAAACACGAAAGUGGCGGUCGCACAGUUCGCGGCGACGGCGUUGGCCGGUGGCGCCGACACCGAGGCCGCGCUCCAAGACCUGGCGCUGCUGCAGAGCACCCUGUACACGCUGCAGCAUCAACAAGUGUUCCAGCUACAGCUGAUCAGCCAACUGCAGCAGCAAUUGUCGAUCACGCACAGUCAAACGAUGCAACAGCCAGCGGCCGGCGGCGAGCCGUCGGACACGGUGAAGGAGAUAUCGCCGUCGCCGAUCAUCCAGCCUAAACCGCUGUCCAGCUUGACGUCGCCUCCGUCGUCGCGUCCGCCGUCGCAUCAGCAAACAUCGCCAGCUCCAAUGACGCCGAACCUGACCGCUCAGGAACGGCCGACGCCGACCAGCAGCGCGUCACCGCUGAAUAUCCCGCUGAUCUCGUCGAACGCGACCGGCGCGACCGCCACCGGCAGCAACACCGGCAGCCAGGUGCCCAUGUCGCACCAGAUACCGCCCCUCUGCUCCAUCAGCUCUUCCCUAGCCUCGUCGAUAAUAACCAACACCGAUCCACCGCCGUUGCACGAGCCCAACACUCUGGAGAUGUUGCAGAAGAGGGCGCAGGAGGUGCUGGACAACGCGAGCCAGGGACUGCUGGCGAAUAACCUGGCGGACGAGCUGGCGUUCAGGGGUGGAAAAGGCUCCCGUCUCUCACCGUACGACUCAAAGUCCGGUGGUAGCGGUCGCGGGGAGCCGUUCUUCAAGCAUCGGUGCCGCUAUUGCGGCAAGGUGUUCGGCAGCGACUCGGCGCUUCAGAUCCACAUACGAUCGCACACAGGUGAGCGACCCUUUAAAUGCAACGUCUGCGGCAGCCGCUUCACCACGAAAGGAAACCUCAAGGUCCACUUCCAGAGGCAUACGGCCAAGUUUCCACAUGUUAAGAUGAACCCGAAUCCCGUUCCGGAACACCUGGACAAGUACCAUCCACCCUUGCUACAACAAAUCGCCUCCGGUCAGAGACCGAUGCCGUCCCCGCCGCCGCCACCGCCCUCUCACCAUCCCACCUUUCACCCGACCGCGGCCCACGGUUUUUUACCCCCUCAGCCGCCGUUGCCGCUCAGCCUGGCCCUUCCCGGUAUACCAACCCUGUACAGAUCGCCGGUUAUCGCUCAUCGGGACGAUCAGGACGUGCCGGAGAACCUGAGCAAACCCGUUGUUACCACUGCCCCGACCACGUCGUCCCCACAUUCCCCCGCGGUUGCGUCCAACUCUCGUCAUUCCUUUCACGACAAUCACCAUCAUCACCACCACCACCACCAUCACCACCAUCACCAACAACAACAACAACAACAACCAUUACAACAACAACAACAACAACAACAACAACAACAACAAAAGCAGCAGCUCGAGCAGAGGGACGAGAUCAAGCACGAACAACGAUCGCCCAUUCAGGAACAUCAGUAUCAACAACAACAACAGCAACGGCCCAGCGAGGGUCAGGAACCGACCGAGAGGAUAACGCCGAAGAAAGAGCCGGAGGAGGCCGAGGAGCCUACAGAGGAGGAGAGCGAGGACUUCGAGGAGGCGGCCAGACGGUAUUUAAACUCACCCCAAUCCUCCGUCAAUCCAUCCUCUCAACCGCAGACGUACGAAGACUGUAGCAUGGACAGUAAGAUGAGCGGUCGACUGGAGGGAGACGGCGACAUGGAGGUCGACGAGGAGAUCGAGGAGCAGCCGGAGAAUUUGUCCGGUCGGGGGACCAUCGGUCGUUUGCCGCAGCACAUUGUCGCGUAUCCCGGAGCCUCCCCUGCUAGCAGUAGCGCCAGUAGCGGAAGCCUUCAAACGUCCUUCGCGGGGAUUUUGUUCCCAGGGCCGCCGGCGCAUCAUCAAAUACCCGCACAUCACGCCGCACCGCCGACCGUAAACGCGCCCGCCAACGUUCCCACCAACGAGAUGAUCGACCCGGCCAAGGAUCCGGCUAUCUACUCCAGCCUGUUGCCACGGCCGGGCAGCAACGACAACUCGUGGGAAAGUUUGAUCGAGAUAACCAAGACCUCGGAAACGUCCAAGUUGCAGCAGCUGGUCGACAACAUUGAACACAAACUGACCGAUCCUAACCAGUGUGUCAUCUGUCAUCGGGUCCUCUCCUGCAAGAGCGCCCUCCAGAUGCAUUACAGGACCCACACUGGCGAACGGCCGUUCAAGUGCAAGAUCUGCGGCCGGGCGUUCACCACCAAGGGUAACCUGAAGACUCACAUGGGCGUGCACAGGGCGAAACCGCCGUUGAGGAUGUUGCACCAGUGCCCGGUCUGCCACAAGAAAUUCACCAACGCGCUGGUGCUGCAGCAGCACAUACGGCUGCACACCGGCGAGCCGACGGAGCUCAGUCCGGAGCAGAUCCAAGCGGGCGAAGUGAACGAAUUCCCACCGGGUUACUCGCACCACCCGUUGGCCUCGUUCCUCCCGCAGGGCUUCCCACCGAUUCAUCCCGCGGCCGGUGCCGGAUUCCCCUUGACGUUUCCUCCGACUCGACAGCAACCGCUGGAAAGACAGGUACAAGAGAACGACAUGGAUUCGAAAGACGAGCCUCAACAGCAGCAGCAACAGCAGCAGCAACAGCAACAACAACACCAGCAUCAUCAGCAUCAGCAUCAGCAUCAUCAUCAACAGCAACAGCAUCAUCAUCAUCAUCAUCAUCAUCAGCAACAACAGCAGCAACAGCAACAGCAGCAGAGGUACUCCGAGGAGCAGAGCGAGGAAGCGGACGACCAGGACGACGAGGAGGACGAUCGCAGAGAGGAUGACGACAGAUGCGUCAAUGUGAAUCGCGGUGGAGAUGUGGACGACGAGCAGGAUCGCGAGAGCGAAGAGAACGAGACGCAGAAGGACGCGGUGUCGUCUCUGCCGAGCUUCUCGACCUCGUUGGCCGCCCUGGAGAACCAGGUGCGAACGAUCACGACGACCGCGACGUCGACGGUGGGGAACCUCGCGGCCAGGUCGCCGCCACAGUUUCACCGUUACAACGGCAGCGAGAAGAGCAACAGCCCCCCGAACCCUAGCGCCCCGUUGGACCUGACACCUCGGGCCUCGUCCACACCGGCCUCGGUCGCGUCGGUGCCAACGCCACCGCCUCAGACGAGCACGCACCAUCCGCACCCGUUCGGCAUGUUUGCAGGCCUGCUGCAAGCGGUCUCCUCGUCCUCGCCGUCCACCAGCGGCAUCGGCUCCUCGAGUAUAAACAGCGUCGUCAACUCGAUGAACGCCGUGACACCCGGGAGCGUCUCCGCCGCCGGACCGUUGGCCUCCCUCACCACGUCAGCCGUGUUGGCCGCCACGUCCACCUACAAUCCGCUCGGCCUGGCUGUCGGCGGGCCAGCAGUGCGUGGAAACACCACAUGUAAUAUCUGCUACAAGACAUUUGCGUGCAAUUCCGCGCUGGAGAUCCAUUAUCGGAGCCACACGAAGGAGCGGCCUUUCAAAUGCAGCAUAUGCGACAGAGGGUUUUCCACGAAGAACGAUGGUUCCGGGCAGCAAGCAUGCAUCUGUGCGUCUCAACCGUUGCCCGCUAACAGUUCGAUCGGUUCGCCCGAUCCUCAAUUCGGAUCAGCGUGCGCCAGUAGUCGAGAAAAAGCGAAACGCAGGCGGCGGCGGCGACCCGAGGAUCGGAAGAGCCGGGGGCGGAAAGGAGCCGGAGGGGGGCGGGGGCUCACGCCUCUCUAUCCUGCCAUCCGCCUACCCCCGCUGAUGUCGCCCGCCCUCGGACUUCUACCCUCGGCGCACGGCCUCCUGGGGAACAUGAAGCAGCACAUGCUGACGCACAAGAUCCGCGACAUGCCGCCGCACUUGUUCAGCGACUCGAAGCAGCAACACUCUCAGCAGCAAUCGCAGGAGCACGAGACCUCGUCGAGAAGUCCGAUGUGCGCGGAGGACUCGAGCUUGCCGCCGCCUCCGCCGCCGCCGCCUCCGCCACCACCGCCGCCGAUGCCGCCGACCUCGAUGGGGGAGCAGGGCAUCGCGGUGAAACGAUCCCCGCCAGAGGGGGAGCUACCAGCGCCAAAGAGACCAGCCAGCGUGCCGAGCAAACACUUGUGCCAGAUUUGCAAUAAGAAUUUCUCCUCAUCUUCGGCGCUGCAGAUCCACAUGAGAACUCACACAGGGGACAAACCGUUCCGAUGCACCGUCUGCCAGAAGGCCUUCACCACCAAGGGCAAUCUCAAG
Heterotrigona itama is the source of this 4673-nucleotide messenger RNA. NCBI's taxonomy places the organism in Eukaryota, Metazoa, Arthropoda, Insecta, Hymenoptera, Apidae. The record is from the annotation of a GenBank genome assembly.